This is a messenger RNA of Linum tenue, 1678 nucleotides long. The record is from the annotation of a GenBank genome assembly. NCBI's taxonomy places the organism in Eukaryota, Viridiplantae, Streptophyta, Magnoliopsida, Malpighiales, Linaceae.
UGUCCCACUGACGACUCCUCCCUCUUCCAAUUUGUUGUCGGGGCUCAUCUGCAACCGCCAUCUUUCUUCCACCGUGGAAACCUUCUCGCUGUACCAGCCAGUCCUCCUUUUUCCAUCUUAUUGCUCUUCCCAGCACGAGAGAGUGUAUCCAAGCGAGGAGUAGAGGGCGUUCCUUAUCUGACUCUCCCCAGUCCAUCGUCGAAUUCAUUGUCAAGUAGUUGUAGCACACGGUGGUUGGAAGGCGUACCACACCCAGCCGGAGAAUCACGACAACCGUUGCCCAGGCAGCCCCUAUCGUUCUGCCUCCACCGCCACGGGCAGGCCUCGGAACUCCGCUGGAGAUAUGGAAUUCGGGUUCCGCAUCGGGGGAAUCUUGAUUAGGUGGAGAGGAGAGUAUCGGUUAAAUAAUCUUCGAUGACAUGUAGAGGGUUAGGUUUCUUUUUCUCCCUUCUUGCUUCGAUAGUCAUGGCCAGUAACAACUACGACGACUGGAUAAGCUUCGAUGGAUACGAAGAGUACAGGUAAAAUUCAGCAGUUCUCUGUUUGCAAUCUCAUUUCCUUACUUGACUUGGGAAUUUUGGGUGGAUCAUCAGGUAUUUGGUGGGGAUAACCUUAAUGUCGACUCUGUUUAUCGGAGCUCAGGCGUUCCGAAAAUUCCAUGGGCUACACACCGGGAAAUACACGAUUAUGUUCUUCACAAACAUUUUACCCACCUUGAUACCCACAUGGAAGCUAUUAUGCACAAUACAUUUUCCUCUACUGGGCGACAUCAUCAGGAAACCUAACCACCUUACAGCCUCGCUCAUCUGCUCAUGAUGGGUACUCGGGUGCUGGUGGAGAGAGAAGAGAAGAAGAAGGGAAGCAGGAAGGGAAUGGGUAUUAUAGAGGAGGGAAGUGCAGAGGGGAACUUAGAGGCUAGAGCUGGUACCAUGAAGAUAUCUAUCUCAAUGGAUGCAACCUACAGUUCAAAAGGAGGCGGGACAUCAGGCUGAGGAAACCAAACUGAGGAUCAUAUAUGUAGCUCCACCUCAACUCCUUCUCUUGAUCACAGAUCGUCACACUGAGAAUGAAAGCAUCUGAAUUUCUAGGGGUGGCAAAGUAACUAGGGAGCAUAGUCCUAUUAAAGGUGGUUGUAUGGUUUCUGCAUUUACCUUGCUGGACCAUUCCUUGCUCUGUUGUCAGAAAUCUUAUCAUCACAGGCCUCAAAGAUUGGAGAAAGGGAUAACGAAGCAUCCGGGGAAGUGUUCUUUAGGCACGCGUGAUAGACUCUCCUUUCAGAAUUCACUAUCUUGGUCCCUGCUGCUUCAGUUUGCAAGAAGGGAGGAAAGAGGUUCGCCAGACAGGUUGCCAAUAACAAAUGUAACCCUUCAAACUGUUGGCACACAGAUCUAUCACUUUUGGUUGCUUAAUAUUUGAUAGGAAAAGGCUAGAAUUUAUUAUUUUUAAACAGAGUUGAGAUCAUAUUUGCAAUAUAUUCAAACUAACUCGGGAGGAAUCUGAGGAGAAGAUGAACAGAAAGACAACAGAUGGGUAUGAAAAGGGAAGUUUUAUGGAGUAAUUAUAUGAUAGGGUUUUGUUAUACACUUUCGUACGCUAUUUCUCCUGACCAAGUCCUGGGAUUAGUAGUGGUCAUAUGUUUCAAAUUCUACGGUUUGAGUAAGUGCUUCUUGCAUAUGGG